Messenger RNA from Lycium ferocissimum, 1234 nucleotides. RefSeq names its product putrescine N-methyltransferase 1-like. The transcript has 9 exons. Gene Ontology annotation, cellular component: cytosol. Lineage: Eukaryota; Viridiplantae; Streptophyta; Magnoliopsida; Solanales; Solanaceae. The record is from RefSeq and is a predicted model, not a curated record. Gene Ontology annotation, biological process: spermidine biosynthetic process. Bases 63 to 1037 code for a protein of 324 amino acids. Gene Ontology annotation, molecular function: S-adenosylmethionine-dependent methyltransferase activity; spermidine synthase activity.
ACCAGAAGUUAUUCAGAGAAUUUGAAUUCCAUAAAAGAAUUCUACUAUCUUUUUUUUUGAAAAUGGCUUUUCGCAAUGGCACCACCACCACCACUAUAAACCACCAGAAUGGCGCUUCAAUUAUCCUUAAAAAUGGCAGCACCGAUGAGUUUGGGUGUAUUAAGCCCGGGUGGUUCUCGGAGUUUAGCCAAUUGUGGCCUGGCGAAGCAUUCUCACUUAAAAUUGAAAAGUUACUAUUCCGAGGGAAGUCUGAUUAUCAAGAUGUUAUGCUCUUUGAGUCAACAACUUAUGGGAAAGUUCUGACUUUGGAUGGAGCAAUUCAACACACAGAAAAUGGUGGAUUUCCAUACACGGAAAUGAUCGUUCAUCUCCCACUUGGUUCCAUUCCAAAUCCAAAAAAGGUGUUGAUCAUCGGUGGAGGAAUUGGUUUUACAUUAUUCGAAGUCCUUCGCUACCCUACAAUCGAAAAAAUAGACAUAGUUGAGAUUGAUGACGUUGUAGUAGAUGUAUCUAGGAAAUUCUUCCCUUACCUAGCAGCUGGUUUUGAUGAUCCCCGUGUAACACUAGUUCUUGGAGAUGGGGCUGCAUUUGUGAAAGCUGCACAAGUAGGAUAUUAUGAUGCCAUUAUAGUGGACUCUUCUGAUCCAAUUGGUCCAGCAAAAGAAUUGUUUGAGAGGCCAUUCUUUGAGGCAGUAGCCAAAGCUCUUAGGCCAGGAGGAGUUGUAUGCACACAGGCUGAAAGCAUUUGGCUUCAUAUGCAUAUUAUUAAACAAAUUAUUGCUAAUUGUCGUCAAGUCUUUAAGGGCUCUGUCAACUACGCUUGGACUACUGUUCCUACAUAUCCCACAGGGGUAAUUGGUUAUAUGCUUUGCUCUACGGAAGGACCAAAAGUUGACUUCAGAAAUCCAGUCAACCCAAUUGACAAAAAGCCUUCUCAUAUCAAAUCCAAAGGACCUUUGAAGUUCUACAAUUAUGAUAUUCAUAAAGCAGCUUUUAUUUUGCCAUCGUUCGCAAGGAAUUUGAUGGAGUUGGAAUGAAAUUGAUUAAGCAAGUUUUCUGGAUCGUUUGAAGGCGUAAAAAUGGUUUCACCUUGGAGCUAUCUAGAGUUCUGUAUUGUUAUAUUUUUUGAGAUGUCAGAAAUAAUUUAGUGUUGUACAUAUGUGGACGACGUUGUUUUUGUUGAUGGUUAUUUUAAAUAAAAGGAGAGUUAGUUAUGCUUGGUCAGGUGAAACAA